Messenger RNA from Babesia bovis T2Bo, 2670 nucleotides. RefSeq lists its product as uncharacterized. The transcript has a single exon. Lineage: Eukaryota; Apicomplexa; Aconoidasida; Piroplasmida; Babesiidae. The record is from RefSeq and is a predicted model, not a curated record. Bases 199 to 2670 code for a protein of 823 amino acids.
AUUGAAUAUAUAACUAAGGAAUCUGAUAUAUAUUUUAAACUAGAAUUUAUGUGUAGAUAAAUAUUAGAAAGGUGUGCACAAGGUUAUUCUUUAUGCUUAUUGAUGUCUAUUGUUAGAUGAACGCACUGUCUUCCAUCGCCAUUUAUAUUUUUACACUUGAUUAUAUAACUAGGAUGUACAUUAUUUAAUGUUAUCUAAAUGCGUUUAGCAAAUGCAUCCUUAGCAACGUUAACUAUUGCAACAAUUUAUUCCUUCAGUUACAUUGUGUCCUCCUUACGGUACAAUAUUACCUUUGUUGGCAGAUCAAAAUGCCAUUUAUCGCAUUCAAAUAUCGUAAAAUCAUGUGUUUUCCAUGGUUCUAUUAUUUGUACGCCACACCAUCUGUUUUCCAUUCAAUCUUCUGGUGUGGAUUCUAACGACACCAACAAUGAGGAAAAUGCUGAUUUCAUGAUAGAUUCGGCUACUAGUGCAACAGUUAAUGAUCAAUCUAAGGGGUCAAAAGAUGUAAAACAGGACUUAGAAUCUCAAUCGGAUGAAAUUCGUAAUUCUCUCUUGAACGACAAUUUUGACGAUGAGUUGAAGGAGCUUAUUUUGGAAACGUAUGACAAGCCUCCCAGUGCAAAUAAUAAGGUUGUCUCAUCUGAAUUAGAUUGGUUUGAUGAUGAUGGACCUAUAGAUUCAGAAGAUGAAAUAUUAAAUCUUGAAUACUGUGAUCAAAAGACGGUAGACGUGGAGUCCAUUUACGAGAAGAUGGACCCUAGCGGUCUUCGUAAAUAUUUACCUAAAUCCACAAACCGUAUAGAAAGGACAUUAGGCAAUGUUUAUGAAGUUAAUCAGCCAAUUGUAGAUGACGACGUUGUUGCUAAACAAUCUGAGAGUACUAUCCCGCUUCCUUCGCACAUAAAGGAGAAGCUUGCUAAUUCCCGUGCAUUCAAAGAUGCAAGAAAACUGGCUGAAGACGCAGACAUCAAAGUAAUGGCUCCUUCGGAUGAAAAUAAAUUUUUAACGGAGAUGGAUGAUGAGUUGUCAACAGAUGACUGUUCCGAUGAGGGACCUUCAGGAGAUGUCGAUGCAAAUUCAUCUGGUGGCAAUGUACAUUCAUCUACGGAGGAAAAUGACAAUGUAUUUAUUGAAGACGAUGCAAUUCGCUAUUUCAUGGACCUUCCUAUGCUUCGUUGGACCAAUUAUGACGUUGAAGCAUAUAACACUGCAGUAAAAAAGCUCUCCACAUAUCAUCGGCAUUAUCAGGAAUUACCCCGUCAACUAGGUACUGCAAGCCCAUAUGAUGUAUUCUCUGCUGAUCCAUGUAGUAGUGUUGGUGUUAACGAUGGUUCUUGUAGUAUGAGUCUUUCUGAGGAGUUAGAAGCUUUGGAGUCUGUUAAGGUAGAUGGAGUUGAUUUGAAUUUUGAGGAGUAUACACAUAGUGAUUUAUUGAACGAUAUAGAUGCAUACGAAGCUGAUGGGUACCCACCUGAGGUGUCCCAACUGGUAGAUAUGGAUGCAAACCUAUCAAUAUUUACUAUGAGCGAGUUUACACCGAAUUAUUCACAAGUCAAUGUAGUCGACCCACGAGUGUAUAUAUCCAUUCCUAAAUCUAAUGUUGAAGAAGGUGAAGUUGGUUUGACUGUAAUGGGCGAGCCUUGUUUUGUGAAUCGAGUUCGUGACCAGCGUCUGGGUCAGUUAAUAAAUAAGAUACCUCUAAAGGAUCAGCCUCAUAUGGGAACGAUUUUAAUUCCGAAUGAGUUUGGAUAUUUGGAUCAGAAUAUUCGUUACAUGGCAGAUGAGAUUGGCGUUGUUUCACGAUCGUUGAUGUUUGUUCCUGAUAUCUCUGAUGACGACCUCAUGUUUUCAUUGACGUUAAAUAGGCUGAUAAAGUUGAUGCAGACCGCGUUUAACAUAGAUCGCAUAUCAAUUAUUGCCUUAGGUAGUCAAGGGCGUCGUGUCAUCCAUUACGUUUAUACCGCAAUGAAAGAGACUGUAGAGCGUACGUUGAAUGACUUCCAAAUUACACAUCCCAAAUUGAAUCCUGAAAAAUACAAAAUUGUCAACAAUUUCAAUCGUUACAAUAACAUUGUAAGUCGUCAAAACACUCCGAUGUUUGGUGAUAUUUUUGAUGCAGUUCAAUAUAUGGAGCACAGCGAUAGCUUAAAGGCUGCUGAAAGGGAGCGUGAUUACAAUGUGAUCAAGCCUUUGUGCAACAUAUUACAGAGUAUAGUUUUAUGGGACAGCCUAGAGGUUAAUUUCAAAGAAGUGGUUGAGUUAGGUGUUCCCAUUUUGUUCAACAUGUCCAACCGUGUAAAGGUAUUUGGGGAUUUGCUUCGUUUAGACAAUCCCAAAUUCUUGUCUAAAAAGAAACGCUGCGAUUCAAAUGACAGUCAAGAUUUAAUAUAUAUGUUCGACUUCUUCAAGGGCAAAGUUCCCAGCGAACUGUCUGAUGUAAUCGGAGAACACGUUCGUAUGGCUUAUAAAGGUCACAAGAAUGAUGCUGAUGUUCCAGAUGUAUAUCAAUUCGUUACUAACCAUACCGGUAUUGAUAUUUGUAUGAAUGUAUUUAGGGAAGCUCCGGGUCAUUUUUACAUGAAGAAGCCGGAUGCUUCUCGUGGUGAAUUGAACGCACUAGGUAAUGCCAUUCUUUCAUCUGCCGAUUGGAUCAACAAUUGGUCAUUUUAA